This is a messenger RNA of Erythranthe guttata (spotted monkey flower), 1584 nucleotides long. Its product is annotated as putative protein phosphatase 2C 44. Gene Ontology annotation, molecular function: protein serine/threonine phosphatase activity. Gene Ontology annotation, biological process: protein dephosphorylation. The record is from RefSeq and is a predicted model, not a curated record. Lineage: Eukaryota; Viridiplantae; Streptophyta; Magnoliopsida; Lamiales; Phrymaceae.
AAAUAUACGUGGGAGAAACAAACAAGAAAUUUCCAUGAAUCUUCUUGAAAUACCGUCCUCAGACUAAAACCAUCAUCUUCCCCAUUUCAUAUUCAGCCGCCGUACCAAAAAAGACUUCCGCCCUCCGACUUAUUUUCGUCGCCAAAAAAAUUAAUUAGUUCAAGAAAAAAAAACUGUUCCUUUUUUCUUGAUUUAUUUAGUAAGCUAAUUUUUUUUUGUAAUUUGAAUUUUAUAUGAUUAAUAAUUACUAGUUUUCAAGUUCAGAGAGAGAUGGAGAAGAAGCAAGGGUUCAGCGUUCUCGGCAUGAUCAAGAAAGUUGCUUGUAUAGAUGGAUCUUCGCCGGAUAGUGGGAAAGGGAAGAGUGAAUAUAAGUCUUCGUCGAAUACGAAUAAGGUCUGCCAUGGAUUCCACUUGGUUGAAGGUAAAUCAGGUCAUGACAUGGAGGAUUACCAUUUCGCAGAGUAUCGAAAAAAGAAGGGUCAUGUUCUCGGUUUGUUUGCCAUUUUCGAUGGCCACUUAGGCGAUCGCGUACCCAGUUAUUUAAAGGAUAACCUCUUCAACAACAUACUUGAUGAGCCUAAUUUUUGGGAGGAUCCGAAGGCUGCUAUAAAGAACGCUUACCGUUCGACCGACAAACUUAUACUAGAAAACUCCCUGCAAUUGGGGCCAGGUGGCUCGACUGCAGUAACUGCAAUUGUUAUAGAUGGAAAAGAUUUAUGGGUGGCAAAUAUUGGAGAUUCGAGGGCUGUGAUUUGCAGGAACGGAGUUCCAGAACAGCUUUCCGUUGACCACGAGCCACACGUUGAGAGGCGGAGGAUCGAGAAGCAGGGUGGUUUCGUGACCACUCUUCCCGGAGACGUCCCUCGUGUAAACGGCCAGCUCGCCGUCGCACGUGCGUUUGGAGACGAAAACCUUAAAGCACAUUUGAGUUCGGAGCCUGAUGUAUGUAACGUACGCAUUGACUCGAAUACGCAGUUUGUUAUAUUAGCAAGUGAUGGUUUAUGGAAGGUGAUGAAUAAUCAAGAAGCAGUGGAUAUGGUAAAACACGUAAAGGACCCUCAAGCAGCGGCUAAGCGUUUAACCGCAGAGGCUUUGGCAAGAAAAAGUAAAGAUGAUAUUUCGUGCAUUGUCAUACGCUUCGGAUGAUGUCAUGAUGAUGUCAGACUGGUACUAAAGAAUUUCGAAAAGAAAAAAAAAAAAACGCGCCCUCAGCUUUUUGGAUUGCUCUUUUUUUAAAUAAUUUGGUUUGUGGGUAAGAUUAAAAUGUGACGUUGUUGCGUUUUUGGUGUUUAUUGGGAGUAGAUUAUUUAUUAUAUAUAUAUGUUACGUUGUUUUUAGAUAGGGAAAAACUCGUGUGCGAUGGAGUUUCUUGAGUUAGACAAUGUGAGUGGUGGCACAUUUUCUGUGCCCGACUUUGGAUUAAGUUUUUAUUUGAUGUAUAUAAUGGUGCGAAUAAUUAAAACCGGGAACAGCUUAUUCAGUUAUGUAUUGGUUCCAUAAUUGUACUAUUUUGAGACUGAGUUGUGAGUAUAUAUAUGUAUAUAUAUACAUACAUCCUUGAGUGUAAAAUAGCAAUUGAAUCUU